GCUAUGAGGACCUCCAAAGUCCAUUCUUGACGACAUUCUAGGCUCUAGGAGUCGUCAGUCUUCAUCUCGUUGAGUAAUGAAGAUCCAGGGAGUCAGUUGUACAUUCCAGCCACAGAAGCCAUGAGAGGAGGUGAUAAAAAGCCUCCAUCAUGCUCCUGGGGAUAUGUUUCGAAAAUCCAAUCGACAAUACAGUGUUCUUCUCCAGCAGUCCUUCUUUUAAUCUUUACUAACCCCCCUCCCCCUUCUUCAAAAGACAGCCCGGCAUUGGUUGUCAAGUCGCUCCUUUUUGCUUCACAUUGAUUUACACGCGCAAAUUCGGUAAUCGUAACGCUAAUAUCCAGUAAUACAUAUAUCCUAGGACAACCAAGCAAGAUGAAGCACUUCGUCGCCGGCGUCCCGCUGGCCCUGUUGGUGGCAGCCGUCAGUGCCCAGACCCAGGUCAUUGGUGGUCCGUCGGGCUUCGAUGGCGGCAACAGCGUCGAUGUGCCCAUCGAGGCCUCCUUCACUUCGGACUACACGGAGGUGAACAAGGAUGUUCAUGUCGAGGCUCCCUGGCGUCCUCACGGGCCCAAGGCCCGUCGUGGUGAUAUGCCCGACGCUGACGGCCAUGUCACCCUGAUCGGAGCACCCUCGGGUGUCGACGAAGGGAACUCCUUCGUCAUGCCCAUCACUGUCGACUACACCUCCACGGUUACAGAGGAGGAAAUUGAGGAAUUUGUGAACCCCGGUGGCGAGCCUCACCCUGGUCCAGAGCGUCGAUGGGAGGGACCGUCGAGCGUCAUCGGAGGCCCUGCUGGUUUUGACGGCGGUAACUCCGUGUCCGAGCCGGUCAAGAACGACUUCGUUUCCGAGAUUGUCGACAAGACCAAGAACGUCGGUGUUGGCAGCCCCGAGCAUAGGCGGCCGGGCCCCCAUGGCCGCAUCGGCCCCGAGGGCGGAGCUCUUGGUCCCCGUGGUAUCGACAAGGGUGCUGAGCACAAGAACGCAGACUGGGAUCGUCCUGCCACAGUGAUUGGCGGUCCCUCCGGUGUCGAUGGUGGGAACUCUGUCGAUGUCCCCAUUACCGACAGCUACACGUCCAAUGUCGUUGACGUGGAGAAGAAUUACCACAUCCACAUCCCCCCGCACCCUUAUGGUGGUCCCCAGGAACUCGAGCCCAGAGCGUACGCGCCGCACUCUCCCCCCACCACUGUCAUGGCUGGCCCUUCCGGUGAUGACGAGGGGAACUCGGUUUCCGCUCCUCUGGACAAUGAGUACACCAGCAACGUCUAUGAGGAAACACCCUCCCAAGACUGAGGAAAUGCCCCAGCCUGCUCCUCAGCCCGCGCCUCAGCCUGCUCCCCACCCGCGCCUCAGCCUGCUCCCCAACCGGCCCCUCAGCCAGCUCCCAAGCCCGAGGAACCUAAGGCUGAGCCCCAGCCCGCUCCCAAGCCUGCUCAAUGGGCUCAGCCUGCUCCUCAGCCCGCGCCUCAGCCUGCUCCCCAACCGGCCCCUCAGCCAGCUCCCAAGCCCGAGGAACC
Penicilliopsis zonata CBS 506.65 is the source of this 1520-nucleotide messenger RNA. RefSeq lists its product as hypothetical. The coding region runs from base 373 to 1296 and encodes 307 amino acids. The transcript has 3 exons. The record is from RefSeq and is a predicted model, not a curated record. Lineage: Eukaryota; Fungi; Ascomycota; Eurotiomycetes; Eurotiales; Aspergillaceae.